UUGUUAUCAUUUUGGGUAAUACAAGACCAAGUCUAACCAAUAUUUGUUGUGAUGUGAGAAUACUUAUAUUGAACUUAUUUUAAAACUGAAAUUACUAUCUGCAGCUAAUGCUAACAUAAUAUGUGAAAACUUUUGUCAUUGAAAAAUCUUUGUAUCAAUGAAAUCUAUUGUUCGUAUGGUUCCAAAUACAAUAAAUAAUAAGCCGAUAGAGAGAUUUCAUAGCGGCUUCCCUUAAUCAUGGAUUUUGUUACAAUUCUUUAUUAUUCAAUCAUAUACGGUGUUUGUUUUGCUUCAAGCACUGUUGCUGUGAUAACAUUUAUCUUUCUUAAGUUUACUGAGCCGUAUCCAUUAGUUGAACGUUCGAAAGAAGAGGAAACUUACAAUGAUCCAUUAACAAGUUCUAAAAAGAAGUUCCCCGAUUUGGAACAACCCUGUGAAGUCCAUCUAAGUGUUGUUGUACCUGCCUAUAAUGAAGAAGACAGAUUACCUCCAAUGCUUGAUGAAGCUAUAAAUUUUUUAGAAGACAGAAUUAAAAAAAAUCCAUCAUAUAAAUAUGAAAUAAUUGUAGUAAGUGAUGGAAGUAAUGAUAAAACUGUUAAUGUGGCAGAAAUGUAUGUGAAGAAAUAUGGCUGCGACAAAAUUAGAUGUCUAGAACUGAUCAAGAAUAGAGGCAAAGGUGGUGCUGUUCGAUUGGGUGUCAGUAGUUCAAGAGGAGCUUCAAUACUAUUUGCGGAUGCUGACGGAGCAUCUAAAUUUGAAGACUUAUCUAAACUGGAAAUAGCUCUAAAGGAAAUUAGUCUUUGUGAUCCAGUUACACAACCAGAACAAAUAAGUGAAUGUAAAUUCAUAGUAAUUGGAUCUAGAGCUCAUUUGGAAAAGGAAUCACUAGCAAAAAGGAAUGUCUUCAGGAACAUACUAAUGUAUGGGUUCCAUUUCCUAGUAUGGCUAUUUACAGUAAAAGGUAUAAAAGAUACUCAAUGUGGAUUUAAGUUAUUCACUAGAAAGGCUGCCAAAAUAUGCUUCCAAAGUCUUCAUGUUAAUAGAUGGGCAUUUGAUGUUGAACUAUUAUAUAUAGCUCAAAGAUUAAACAUUCCAAUUGUUGAGAUUCCUGUCAGAUGGACUGAAAUAGAUGGCUCUAAGGUGACACCAGUUUUAUCCUGGAUCCAGAUGGGCUUGGAUUUAGGCCUGAUUUGGUUUAAACAUAGAAUUGGUGCAUGGAAGAUUAAAAGUCCUGAAUAGUCUGUAAAAGCACAAAAUUUUCUAAAAAUCUAAUUAUAAUAAUUAAAGUAUUUAUCAUUGUUCUUUU
This is a messenger RNA of Leptidea sinapis, 1306 nucleotides long. RefSeq names its product dolichyl-phosphate beta-glucosyltransferase (gene wol). The transcript is spliced from 6 exons. The record is from RefSeq and is a predicted model, not a curated record. Bases 238 to 1239 code for a protein of 333 amino acids. Lineage: Eukaryota; Metazoa; Arthropoda; Insecta; Lepidoptera; Pieridae. Gene Ontology annotation, cellular component: endoplasmic reticulum membrane.